Messenger RNA from Echinostoma caproni, 705 nucleotides. The record is from the annotation of a GenBank genome assembly. Lineage: Eukaryota; Metazoa; Platyhelminthes; Trematoda; Plagiorchiida; Echinostomatidae.
AUCUCACGGGUCUCCAAAGAUAUGAAUGGCACACAUCUACGUGGUGCGGUCACAAACCCCCAAAAUCGUUCGGCAAUGAAUAAGAUCAAGCCCAAAUCGGAUGAAUUGCACUCAUCCCAUACGAUGACUGGCGUGAGCAACUCUGAACUAGGGCAAGAGCUAAACGCACUGCUGGGUGGCAGUGUAGAUGAACAAUGGGAUCAGAUUGGCCGAGCAAUGCACUUCGCAGCGAAGGUUGCUUGUGGAUCGGGAGGGGAAGUAGUACCCCUCCCGAGGCAUUGGAAAUCUGAUGAGUCAGUAGCACUGAUGGAGAAAAAGCGGCAAAUCCCAACCAACCGGGAUCAAGGCAGGGGUUUGUCCCUGUCUAACGUGUCUACCAUGUCCUCCUCUAAUUCCACGGAAAGCGAUCGAGAAGAUUGCACACCAUUUCGUCGUCCCGACACCAUUGGUCAUGAUCCGUUGGCUAUGAAGGAAGAACGGGCACAUGUGAAACGAAGUUCCGAUCAGUCCAAUGGUUUUCUCUCACAAGCUGGCGGUGAACGGGCCCGUCUCCCAGAAUCCGAUACCUCGCGAAGUCACACGGCACCGAUCGGCGUUGGUUUGACCACCAGUCCUCAUCCUGUGACGUACAUCCCUGACAGUUCCAUAACCCCCGCGCCUCAGUCCGAUUAUAUUGUACUGNGUAACGUCACGUUCCUUCAGUGA